AUGCAGCCAAAUGGAACUUCACAGCCUAGUCGAUCAAAUGGCUCUUCACACUCUAGUUGGUCACAUCCCUCCUUACAUGCUCCGUCACAUGUUCCACAUCCUCAACCUCAAGAAUCAGAGGUUAACCCUCGGUUUGAAGAUGAUUUAGAUGAGGACUGGUUAAGGGAAGAAGAAAUGCAACGUACAGAUGAAUUGACCAAGCGAAACGCGCGGGGAAUUACACGUAUGGUCGAAGUGUGGAAUCUGACUCCAGAAGAACGCAUUGUGCUUACCUUCAACAAGGAUUUGCAGGCUGUUUCUAUAGAGGGUGGUAUAUUCAGUCGCUUCAUAGGCACCAUUGCUAGGAAGCCACACUUAUGCCCAAUUAAGUACAAGAAUUGGCAUGACGUGCCAGAUCAGUAUAAAGAAGAUUGUUGGAAUAUCAUCGAGUCCAAGUUUGCCAUUCCUCAAGAUGAGAGAAGGGAUAUGAUUAGGCAUCGAACAUUGAAGUCAAUGGGAGAAAAAUGGAGAAAUUGGAAAUGUAGUUUAAAAGAAAAAUACUAUGAUGAGACAAAGACAGCAGCACAGAUAGUAGCUACUGUGCCUUUAACAGUUAACCGUGAGCACUAUGCUGACCUUGUCGCGUAUUGGUUUUCAAAAGAAGGACAGGAGCUUAGUAUGACCAAUAAAGGAAGCCGGCAAGAGCAAACAAGUGCACAUACAGGAGGAUCUAAAACUUAUGCACAACAUGAAUAUGAUAUGGAAAAACUAGAAGAUUUGAUGAGGCCACAACCAAGUAGCUCCGAAGGAAAUGUUAGUGGACGGAUAUGUUGGUCACCAAAUGAUAUUUAUUCUCAAGUGAUGGGUAAAGAGCGUCAUGGUCGUGUUCGAGGUUUAGGAUUUGGGCCCACUCCUUCCAAGCAUGGCUUCAUGUGCAAUAGUGACUUAAGAAUGGUUUCAGAUGAGGAGAGAACGAGAGACAAAGAGGCCAUAAUUGAGUUGAAGGAACAAGUAAAAACUCAAGGUGAUCAGCUACAAACUCAAGGUAUUCAGUUGCAAGCUCAAGAUGCUGUAAUAAACUCUUUAAAAGAGCAAGUAGCAUUUUUUAUGAGACAAAGACAGUGUUCUAGUGGUUUGCAGGCGACAGAUGGCUCUAGUGGCAUUCCGGACCAGGCUUCUCCACAAACACAUCAGAGAUCCUCUUUUGGGAAUCAUGAAAUGCAACCUUUUAAUCGGGGUCAGUCAUCAUUACAAUACACAUACAUUGACACAAAUUUAGAACCAAUGUUAAUGACUUCUCUACCAAUAAAUUGUUAG
This is a messenger RNA of Camellia sinensis, 1296 nucleotides long. NCBI's taxonomy places the organism in Eukaryota, Viridiplantae, Streptophyta, Magnoliopsida, Ericales, Theaceae. The record is from RefSeq and is a predicted model, not a curated record.